Messenger RNA from Elephantulus edwardii (Cape elephant shrew), 612 nucleotides. RefSeq names its product protein phosphatase 1, regulatory (inhibitor) subunit 2 (gene PPP1R2). Bases 1 to 612 code for a protein of 203 amino acids. The transcript has 6 exons. Gene Ontology annotation, molecular function: protein phosphatase inhibitor activity. The record is from RefSeq and is a predicted model, not a curated record. NCBI's taxonomy places the organism in Eukaryota, Metazoa, Chordata, Mammalia, Macroscelidea, Macroscelididae. Gene Ontology annotation, biological process: regulation of signal transduction.
AUGGCGGCCUCGACGGCCUCGCACCGGCCCAUCAAAGGGAUCCUGAAGAACAAGAGCUCGGCCGCUUCCUCUGUGGUGUCCUCGGCCGAACAGCCCAGCGGGCAUGCGGAUGAAGAGCUGAGUAAAAAAUCCCAGAAGUGGGAUGAAAUGAACAUCCUGGCAACAUAUCACCCAGCAGACAAAGACUAUGGUUUAAUGAAGAUAGAUGAACCUAGCACUCCUUAUCAUAGUAUGAUAGGUGAUGAUGAUGAAACACUGAGUGAUUCUGAAGCCACUGAAGCCAUGACUCCUGAUGUUUUAGCCAAGAAAUUAAGUGCUGCUGAAGGCUUCGAGCCAAAGUAUAGGAUUCAGGAGCAAGAAAGCAGUGAGGAGGAAGAGGAGGACCUCUCUCCUGAAGAACAAGAAAAAAAGCGACAGUUUGAAAUGAAAAGAAAGAUGCACUAUAAUGAAGGACUGAAUAUUAAAUUAGCUAGACAGUUAAUUUCAAAAGACCUACAUGAUGAAGAUGAUGAAGAUGAAGAAAUGCCGGAGACUACAGAUGGAGAAAAGAUGAACACGGAGGACUCAAAUCAAGGAUCUACUACAACUGACCAGCUGCAAAACAAAUCAUAG